ACCGAGAAGCUCGUUUUAUUUUAACCAAACAGAAACACCAGCGAACAAACUAGCGUUAGCAUGACUAGCUAGUUAGCAACACGGCUACAUCGUUACAGAAACGAGUGGAGAGCAGGUUAAUGUUUCGCAUGUGUCCGGAUACUCUGUGAAUACUAAGUUGGAAACGUAAACACAGUUCAUGUUUACCGUUAACCCGGUUCGACAUGGACGAGUCCGACACCGCAGCCAUCCUUCCCGGCGAUGUCCUGAGCGCCACGUCGGCGGACGACCAAAUGUCGAACUCAGUGGGCCACAAAGACGAGGCAGACGUACGGACCACCGGCCCCCGACGACCACCGCUUACAUGCCCGCUGCCGGUUUCAGUGGAGCCAGUGUUGUUCCUCUCCAUGUUUUCUCUGGCCCUGCAGGCGCCUCUGUCCACUCAGUAUCUGUGGGACCGCAUCAGCGAGGACCUCGGCUACAACGGUUCCAAGAGGUCGGAGUGCAGCAACGGGUCCGUUCCCCCCGACCCUCUUCAGAAGGAGGUGGAAACCUUAACGGCCCACUGGAACCUGUACAUCAGCCUGGGCGGCUUUUCUGUAGGCCUGUUGGUGGUGCCUUUCCUGGGCUCGUGGAGUGACCUCGCAGGUCGCAGGCCGGUCCUCAUCCUCCCCAACCUCGGCCUCGCGCUGCAGGCAGUGGUUUACUUAGUGGUGAUGUACCUGAAGCUGCCUGUGGCCUACUUUCUGGUGGGCAGACUGCUUAGUGGCCUUUCGGGUGAUUUCAAUGCCAUCCUGGCAGGCUGCUUUGCAUACGUGGCUGAUAUCAGCGACAGAAGGUCCCGCACCUUCAGGGUGGCAGUGCUGGAGGCCUGUCUGGGUCUUUCAGGGAUGAUGGCCAGCAUUAUCGGUGGGCAGUGGAGGCGGGCACAAGGGUACAUCAACCCAUUCUGGCUGGUCCUGGCCACCAGCUUGGCUUCAGCUCUGUACGCUUACCUGUUUGUCCGUGAGUCUGUCCUGCCAGACCCAGGUGUGAAGCUCCUCACCAUUCGCCACCACAAGGCCGUCUGGCAACUCUACUCAACAGGGGGCAGUAGCAGUGAGAGUGGUGGAAGAUUUCACAGAUGCAAGCUGUGGCUUUACACACUGUGCUUCUUUCUGGUGGUGGCUGUGCACUUUGGCAGCAGGGAGCUGUACGUGUUGUAUGAACUAAGCUCGCCGCUGUGCUGGGGGCCGGCCCUCAUUGGCUAUGGAUCAGCAGCUCAGCAUCUGGCCUACCUGAGCAGUCUGCUGGGCCUGAAGAUCAUGCAGCGCUGCCUGGAGGACUCCUGGGUGGCUCUCGUGGGUCUGGCCUCCAAUAUUAUCGGGCUGGUGGUCUUCUCUGUAGCUGACACCACCCAACUCAUGUUCACAGGUUAUGGUCUGUGUUUCCUCUUCAUGGCUUCGACACCUGUGCUCAGGUCGAAGCUGUCGAAGCUAGUGGACCCAUCAGAGCAAGGUGCCCUGUUUGCCUCUGUUGCCUGUGUGGAGAGCUUAUGCUUUCUGGUGGGAAGUGGUGUCUUCAACUCUCUCUACCCAGCCACCCUGCACUUCAUGAAGGGCUUCUCCUUCCUUUUUGCUGCUAUCAUCCUCAUCAUCCCCGCUGGAAUAAUUGGGACCCUGCAAUGUGUAGAACAGAGGAGAGACCACAGAGACUCCACACCAUCCUGACCUGAGGAAAUGCAGAGGGCAGGGACCCGUCCCAGAGUUAAAGUUCAUCCUGGUGUUAGUGUGUGAGGUGAACAGCUCUCACACAGAGACAUCCAUCGUGUUCAUCCGUGAUCCUGGGAGCGACUUUUGUUUGGGAGCUCAGCGAAGGGAUUCUUCAAAUCUAGUCACACCAAAGCGAUCAAGACCAAAGGGUGAAGAAUCAGCCUCCUUACUGAUGUCUCUGAAAAACCUCUUUCAUCCUCGUAAUUAGAUACUAGACACUGGGGUUUUGUCAAAUGUUUGCAGGUCCUGAAAACUCACAUAUAAUGAACAAGACUUUGUACAUGCUUUUAUUUAGUGAUUUGAUACAGCUUCAGUGCAGCGUAAUGAGAAGGUGCCUUACAUUUCCGGUUUUAAUUAAUUCACUUCAAUAGCACACAAGUCCUCAGUUGUUCAAGAACAUAACAAGUGCAGCGCAAUGUGUUUUCAGAGAUUCAUUUAUUCAUAGCAGCAUUUCAAGUCACCUGACACAGUUGUGGUUCCUAAAUUCAGAAAGUGAGACAUCCGUGACACGCUUCUUGUUCCUUCCUGAACAGAUCACCACUGAUCACCACAUUGAUCCUUGCUUACCAACACUAGUUACGUAUUGAUAACAUUAUAAUGUUGUUGGUCUGAACUUAGUUGAGUUUGUUAGGUGUCAUAGUUUGUAUGUAACUCUCUAACUCCCAGAAAGGAAACUAAUAAGUGGGUUUUUCAAAGUGGAUGUCAAACUUUUGUACUUUUACUUUAGUAACAUUUUGAUUUCAGGACUUUGACUUGAAACAGAUUAUUUCUACACGGUGGUAUUGGUACUUUUGCUCAAGUAAAAGAUCUGAGCACUGUGCAGUAUCUGCCUGCAAAUUUCAGUGAAGAGUCGGCUGCGUUAAAGGGUUAUCCCAAACCUGAAGUGGCCCGUAAAAUUCCUCCAACAGUCAGUACCCUGUAAGCAGAUCGAUCAUCUGCGUCCAAACCCAGCUCUCAGUGAUCCACAGCAGACAGAGCUAAACUGUAGCAGCAACCAAGGAUUACUGAGUUACACCUUGACCCUCGUCCCUCCCUCCCUCCUUUUUCCAUAAAGCAGAUAGCACAGUCCAAAGUCCCCAAAGAGUCCCACUCCAAUCCACCACUACCACCGCAAGCAACACUGGAUAGUCCCAGAGCACAGGCCCAAAGCCAGCAUGCACACAUGGGUCAUGUCCUUGUUGCACAUACAGGGAACAAGAGCUGCUCAGUCAGCUUUUAAAAUGCUCAAAGGGAAGUUACGAGGUUAAGUGAAGCACAGUAUUAACUGAACUACUGUGAAUUGAUCUACAUGAAGAUUAUUUUUGACACCGGGCAGCAGUUUGGUCGGAUCAUGUGGUUGCAGCCAUUUUUCAGAUGAACUGUGUGACCUGAUCAAUAAAACUGUUCAUUCUUUAUCACAAUAACUUCUGUGAUAUUAAUAAGUUCCAGUCACUUUAUACUGGAUUAGAACUGAACCCUUUUGGAUAGUUUGUGAUAAAGAUCAAUACAUUUUUAUCUGUUUAUAUGUCACGUGUAAUCAAGUGAACCUCAAAUAAAGGAUUUCACUGUUAACUUUUAUUACAACACAUUUUAUUUUUUUAUCAUAAUUCAAAUAAAAAACUUAAUUCUGUUUGUUUCACUCUGAGAUAAUAAAAAAAGACAUGAUAAA
Messenger RNA from Toxotes jaculatrix (banded archerfish), 3378 nucleotides. It is a transcript of the gene slc46a1, whose product is annotated as solute carrier family 46 member 1. Bases 204 to 1688 code for a protein of 494 amino acids. Gene Ontology annotation, biological process: transmembrane transport. The record is from RefSeq and is a predicted model, not a curated record. Gene Ontology annotation, cellular component: plasma membrane. The transcript is spliced from 6 exons. Lineage: Eukaryota; Metazoa; Chordata; Actinopteri; Toxotidae. Gene Ontology annotation, molecular function: transmembrane transporter activity.